GUUUUUGCUAACCCUAAUCAUGGCCUUGACAGUUGACGCGAUUGUUUAUCAAUGAAAACGAAAGGAUGAAAUUAAUCUGGCUGGAUCAUUUAUCUGUUUUAUUACAAUAUUCAUGUUAUCAUGGGGUUUAUUGCCCGGAAAUGGGUCCACUGCCAAAGGGUACCCGUACGGCCCACAUUAAGGCUAGUCAUGGCCCAGACACCAAUAUGUUGAAGUUUUAUGUCACACAGAACUCUACAACAUAUGGGAAGCACUACGAGAACUAUAAGCCACGUUCAGGCCACCAUACAGGAACAGGAUAUUUGUCAAAUUUCCGCCCUGCUGUCUAUUAUAACCAAAGACUUGACAGCCAAGAUAACCCCACAUUAGCUCGAAUUUGUGCCCAGAACUACCGCAGCCUAACAAGUAUUGACUUUCAACCAUCCAGAGAAAACCAGGGGCAUGAACCUCUGCCUUUUAGCUGCCAUCAGGUUGGCUCAGGAUUUGUUCGACAGAAGCCCAUAACCACACCACUGGAACGAGAGGUGAAGGGUGUCUUCAUUGACACGCGGGCUGCCUCGGCGCCUGCGAGCAUUCUCCCAAAGGCCAAACCUCUGCUGCAUUCCCUGAGGGCUAAAGACCCUGUGGAACUGGAGAACUCAGGAUAUGGUCCGAAGUACAUGUUGUCAGAAACCAAGCAGAGAUUUCUAGGAGCUCAGCCUGACAGAAAUGGAGUUAGUUAUUACCAUGGUAAACUUGAAUAAUUAAUUAGCUGAUUAUUAGUUUUAUAUGUGUAGA
Messenger RNA from Dreissena polymorpha, 777 nucleotides. Its product is annotated as protein phosphatase 1 regulatory subunit 32-like. The record is from RefSeq and is a predicted model, not a curated record. The transcript has 6 exons. NCBI's taxonomy places the organism in Eukaryota, Metazoa, Mollusca, Bivalvia, Myida, Dreissenidae. The coding region runs from base 66 to 743 and encodes 225 amino acids. Gene Ontology annotation, molecular function: phosphatase binding.